AUGCUGGACCUCAACAUGCUCUGGCAGGUCUACGAGCUCUACCGCGUCCGCGAAGGGUUCAGCUCCGAGGAGACGGCGGAGAUCGACAGGGCCUUCGUGAUGUUCGACGCCGACCAGUCUGGAGAGAUCUCGACGCUGGAGACACGGAAGAUCAUGCGCUGGCUCGGUUGCUUCCUCUCCUGGGAGGUGCAGCAGGACCUCCUGGCCCUGGUGGACCUGGACCAGUCGGGGGCGAUGGACCUGGCGGAGCUCAGGAAGCUGAACAGGCUGUGCCGGCACAGCGAGCUGCAGACCGCCAGGGAGGUGUUCGAGGAGGCUGACAUUGAGCGGGCGGGCGUCAUCAGCAAAGCCAGCGCGUGCGCCGCCCUGCAGAAGCUCGGCUGCCACUACGACAGGAAACAGGUGGCCAAAGCGACGGACAUAGAGACGUUCAUCCAGCUCGUGAAGCAGGGCAAGAAGGCCAUGCUGGCAAAGUACCGCGAAAACCACUGCUUCACCGACGCGGAGCUGGAGAAGAUGGCGGCGACGUUCUACACAUUCGACGCCGACGGCAGCGGGGACAUCGUGAGGCAGGAGCUCUUCCAGCUCCUCGACAGCGAGUGCCCUGUGCUUGCGCGCGACAAGGAGCGCCGCCCGAUGUUGGUCAAGCUGAUGCAGGAGGUCGCGCCGCACGCGAACAGCAACGCGCUCGACUUCCAGUCCUACGUGCGGCUCCGGGCCCGCCUCCGCGACAUGCAGGCGUCCAUGCUGCUCCCCGAAGGGGGUCCCCCGCCAGCGUGGGAAGAGAUUAUCGUGGCAGCAUUCGGUGGCCUGGGUGUGGCUGGCUGCCCUGCUUGCGCCCGCCGUACUGGCGACGCCCGCUGCGCCGGCAACCUCGCCCACCCUGCCUUGGCGCCGCUCGCCGGCUGCCCCGCCGCCCCUGCACGGUCGGCCUUCGCCUUUAGCCCCGCCGCCUCAGGCGCCUCCUGCCGCGCCGGCGCCGCGUCAGCCUUCGUCCUCGUCGCCACCGCAGGCGCUGCCUCAGGCGCCUCCUGCCGCGCCCGCGCCUCGGCCCGCGCCGCUCCUGGCCUCAGAGGAGGCGGCAACGCGCGUUUCCGGCCGGGCCUGCCUGCUCGCGCCGACGGCAUGGCCCUCACCAGGAAGGAGGUCUCACAGUUGGCGGCGGCCCAGCCCGCGGGAUCCCUCCUCUACAGCACCGGCAGGCGCCAGCCCAUGUGGGCCUACUGGACGAAGGGGGUGCGCAUUGGCGUGCUGAUCCGCCCCCUCAGGGGCGGAGCUGCCCGAUUCAGCCAGACGCUCACAGCGUGGUCUUGGGGCCUGGCGGCGUCGACCGGGCGCGGCAUGCGCAUCUCGCCGAUGUCCUGGAUCCGUUCCUACGUGGUUCUCAGGCUGUUGAAGGAGCAGAGUGCACUCCGCGAGACGGGCUUCAGCCGCAUGGAGGCCAGGGAGCCUGGGCUGGGCGAACCGGCACAGGCGCUCAUGCCCCGCCCCUGUGCCCUGGCCGUCCUUGCCACGCCAUACGUGGCCGGCGUCUGGCGGCUGUUCCUGGAGCGGCCUGGGCUGGCGCUGGAGGGCUUCUCGUGGCUGGCGGAGUUCGCGCUGGGCUCGGCGAGGUGCGAGGAGUUGACUGUCGCGGCUGCUUGCGACUGUGGGAACGUGAGCUUCGAGGCCCGCGAGUGCAGCCCUUGCCCUGUUCCUGAGAGGUGCCCUGAGUUCGCGGGACCGCCCUGGGAGCAGGACUGUCAGGAGGUGCCACUGCUCGCCUCUGAGGACGAGCCGGAGCCGACACCAGUCAGCUGGUGGCAGCUGUGCUUCGGCCUUGGGAACAUGGCGCUCGCCGACCGCACUACGCCAUUGCCAGGGCACACGUUCGUGGUGUUCUUCGAGGGUGACGCUUGGGGGCACGAGCGAGUGCUUGUGUGGCCGCUCUCGGCCUCAUGCUGGUUGAUCUACACAGCCAAUGGAGACUUCUAUGGCGAGGAUACCGCUCUGUAUGACAAGGUCGUGGCGCUCAAGUCCUUGGGCGAGCGACCCGCGGGGCUGGAGGCCGAGUCGAUUGUGCAGUUCGACGGCCCGAUCCAGCGGGGUGAGUUCCUGGACCUGAUGGAGUCCGCCCAGAUGCACGUCGGCGCGCUGAGGGACCAGCGCGGACUGCCAGAUUGGCCUGCACCCACGCGCUGGAUCACGGCCGAGGGGAUGCUGGAGGCAGUGCCGCGGCCUCGGCGGCUCGUCGGGCGGGGCCGCCUUCCUAUGCCCGGCCCACCUCUGCCGCUGACGGCAGCUGCGCGUGCACGGUCUGGGCCGGGUGGCGACCUUCGUGGCGACCUCUUGGGGGCCGCGCUCAGCAGGGCCGAAGCCGGUGGCGCCCCAGCCGUGGUCUGGCGAGUGGCCGAACCUGGACUGGAGAUCGGCGACGUCGGCACGGAGGUGGCCCCGCGCUUGUUGGCGUUCGCAGGCCGCGUAUACGGAGUGGCGGUGACUGACGCUGGCAUGGAGGUCCCAGUGAUAGGCGUCGACCCCGGCAUGAGCCUGGAGGACUUCAGGACCCAGAGGCUUGCGCUGUUCUCGCCACCGACGCCGCGUGGGGCGCCGACGGCCGCCGUCGAGCUCGACGCCGAUCCAGUCGCAGCUUUCCGCCGAGAGGCUGGAGGGCGCGAGGCAGACGUCGCGGGCGUCGGCAGCCCGCUCGAGGAGCGGCAGGUUGCCGCCACAGCUGCCGGCGCAGAGGAGGCCUCCGCGGAUGUCCGAGUGCUCGCCGUCGACUGGGACUCGCAGGGAGAGAGGCACAAGGAUUGGAAGAUGGUGUGCAGUGAGUCAGUCUCGCACUCUUUCCGAGACUGGCCUCUCGACGGGCCCUGCACGACACUCAGCGUGAUGAAGCACAUCGAUCGCUUUGGCCCGAUGCCCACCUCGUGGCUGGAGGCCUGGGCGAGACGGAAGCACAUGGCGCCGUCGGACAGGGCUUUUCACGAGCUGCGGGUGCUCGCCGAGAGCUUCGAGAUGUUCGGGUGCUACGACCAGGUGAACAUGCCGUGCUUGGCGGGGAUCGAGGUGCUGAUGCGGAGGUUCCAGACCAUCAUCGAGGCUCACGCUGUGCCUGGCGCCAAGCCGAACUACUCCAUGGCGGGAGUGUACUCGGGCACGGCGAUGCUGGAAGAUGCAGUGGCGCCAGACCUCCGCGUGCACGGCGCCAGGAGGCUCAAGGAGAAGGUGCUGGAGGGCAGCGUGCAUCGUGGAGGACUCACACUCAAGCACGUGGAGGACGGCGACGACGACGACACAGGUGCGGCCGGCUCGGCCGGGCCCCCAGCGGGUCCGAAGGGCGGCGGGGGACGCGGAACCGGGAAGCCGAAGAUGAAGGAAGAAGCCGCCAGAGUGCUUCUCCGUGGUCACCUCAGCUACGACGCCGAGGAGACCCACACCACCGUCGUGCCCUACGAGUUUGGUUCCGUCUCGCUCCCUGACCAUGUCCAUGACGCUGCAGACGUGACAGAGGUGCUUGGCGCUGAGGACCGCCUGAUUAUCGAGGGUUGGCAAAAGAGUAUGAUGCGGUCUACCGAUGAGUUUAGACAGCUCAACGAGUGGCUGGGUGACAUCAAACCGUUCUGGGACAAGAGGCUGUCGCGGAACCAGAAGGCCUAUCGGCAGUUCAUCCUGGACCUUGACCGACGGGGCCUGAUCAAGUGGACCACUGACCCCAUCGAGCACGCGGGCCUUUUCUUUGUUGGCAAAAAGGACAAGUCCCUGAGGCUCAUCAUCGACGCGAGGCGGGGGAAUCGCCGAUUCAGGGCCCCCCCUCACACGGACUUGAUCACGAGCGAUGGGCUGUCCAGGAUAGAGUGCGAGCCGGGCUUCAGCGUCGACCCCAGUUGCUGUUUCACGCUGGGUGUGGGCGACGUGGAGAACUGCUUCCACCGGCUGCGGCUGCCCGAGGGGAUGCACCGCUGUUUCGCGCUGCGGCCGAUCGCCGCAAAGUACACCCCACUGCGUGAUGACAUGGCGCUCAACGACGCGGUCUAUCCCUGUCUGGCCUCUUUUCCCAUGGGGUUCACCUGGUCCCUGUGGGUGGCUCAGAAGUGCAGUGAGACGGUCCUCAACCAGGUGCACCAGCUGGGACCUGGCAGGAGGAUCACGGACCACACGGAGCCGGUCGUGCUGCGGAAGGGCGCCGAGACCCAGUACACCCUGUACGUGGACAACCUGGACGUGUUCGGGAGCUCGGAGGCGCCCGUGCAGCUCGCGCUCGGCGCCGGCUGCGAGGCGCUGGGAGCGGUGGGCCUCAAGACGCACGAGCACGAGCUGAUGGCGGGAGGAGGCGAGACGCUGGGCUGCGUGCUGGACGGACACCUGCUCGAGACGCGGGUGACCGAGAAGCGGAGGUGGCGCAUCGAUGGCGCUUUUCGCUGGGCCCUGCGCCGCCGGCGCCUGAGUGGCAAGCAGCUCGAGAGGCUCGUCGGUCACGCCACCUUUGUCAGCCUGCUCGAUCGCACUGCCUUGAGUGUGUUCAACGCCUGCUACGCCUUCAUGCAUCGGCACGGUGAGAACAUGGCCGUUGUCUGGCCGACGGUGCGACUGGAGCUCCAGGCUUUCAUUGGAUUGUUGCCGCUCGUGCGCGCUCCGUGGGACUUGGGGUGGUGCGAGACUAUUGUAGCUACAGAUGCCUCCCUCGAGGGAUGGGGGCAUUGCCGUUGUGCGUUGACGGCCAAAGCUGUGGCCACUAUUGCUCGCACCUCAGAGGUGUCUCGCUUCCGACGGGUGCAUAACGUCGGAGCUCGCGAGGUGCCGUUCGGGGAAGGGGGCGUGUUCUCGGCCCGGGGCUGCAUCACUGAGAAAGAUUUGAUAUCACCUUGGAGAGUCACUGGAAAGGGGAGGUGGAAGUUCGGAGAGCGCAUCCUGGAGCGAGCCCCCGCGCUGACCGCCCCCGCCUUGCUGGGGCCGCGGCCGGCGCCGAAGCUGGAGAGGCUCUCGGUAGAGGAGGCGGUCCCCGCGGGGGACGCCGACGGCCUGGACCGCGACGCGGCCUCCGCAGCCCUCGAGAGCUCCGACAGCGACGACCUGGACGAGACCACAGUCGCUCGGAGCAAGCGGAGGCAGACCAAGUACCUGCUAGCGGCUCGGCACUCCAUGGACCAGUUGAGCACCUUGCUGGAGUCGGAGGCCGUGCAGCCCAAGACCAGGGACUACUACCACCUCCUGGUCUCUCGCUUCUACACCUGGGCGAAGCUGAGGCGACUGCAGCUCCACCCGCCUUGCCGCCUCGAUGGGACGCUGUGUAUCCAUAUGACGGAGCUUUUCCUGAGCGGACGGCAGGCGAAUGUGGGGGAGAAGUUGCUAGCUGGCGUCUUGCAUAUCCUCCCGGAGUUUGGGAAGGUGGGGCACCUGUCGCUCCCGCGCGCCUGGAGGGCAGUCAAAGGCUGGAGACGCCUGUGCCCGGGUCGGAGCCGCCACCCUAUGCCGCCGUGCGCGUGGGCGGCCGUAUGCCAUUGGCUGAUCGAGCAGGGCAAGCGCCACGAGGCGGCCGCGAUCCUGCUCGCCUUCAUGUGCUACCUGAGGCCGUCAGAGCUGCUCAGCGUGAGGUGUGGGCAUCUGGUGGCCCCAGUGGGGGGCGUAUCCCGCCACUGGAGCCUGCUGGUGGCGCCCGAGGAGCUAGGCGUCCCCACCAAGGUCGGCACACUCGACGACAGCCUGCAGCUGGACAUGCGGGAGCUCAAGUGGCUAGACGUGGUCUGGGGCGAGCUCAGGACGAGGCCAGCGACGGAGAGGGCCUUCCCCUUCACAUAUCCAGACCUGCUGGCGGACGUGCAGGCUGCGGGUGCCACUUUGGGGUUGAAGCUCGUCCCGUAUCAGUUGCGACACAGCGGAGCCUCCCACGACACGCUGCGCGAGCUUCGGAGCUUGCAGGAAGCCAAGGUCGAUCUCGGUAACGCCACGCUGGACGCAGCUCUCGACUUGGCCCGUGCCGCCCAGUCCGCCGGGACGUCGCGGCGAUGGCACAAGAUGGUCAGUUGA
This is a messenger RNA of Prorocentrum cordatum, 6009 nucleotides long. The record is from the annotation of a GenBank genome assembly. Lineage: Eukaryota; Dinophyceae; Prorocentrales; Prorocentraceae.